Messenger RNA from Rhinichthys klamathensis goyatoka, 2690 nucleotides. It is a transcript of the gene b3gnt2a, whose product is annotated as UDP-GlcNAc:betaGal beta-1,3-N-acetylglucosaminyltransferase 2a. The record is from RefSeq and is a predicted model, not a curated record. The transcript is spliced from 3 exons. Bases 420 to 1727 code for a protein of 435 amino acids. Gene Ontology annotation, cellular component: membrane. Lineage: Eukaryota; Metazoa; Chordata; Actinopteri; Cypriniformes; Leuciscidae. Gene Ontology annotation, molecular function: hexosyltransferase activity.
GUUUUCGCCGUGCUUAACUCUGUUUGUGAGAUUAUACAAAAUUUGCAUUGGCAUAGCUCAACCUGUGCACAGUGCACGUGCGUGCCCGUGCCCGUGCGCGCGGCCGUGGUCUGAGGAGACUCUGACCUGCUGCUCGAGUACACACGGUACCGCUCUCUGGCACGGCUAGCAUGGGAGACUAACUGUAAACCGGACUUUCAAGUUUCCUAAAGAAAUAAACAACAGAGGUUCCGUUCGGUGGACUAAGAGCAAAGGACAGAGGAAAAUGUCCCUUCUUUGAAGAAACAUCAGUUGUGAGUCGCUGUUAUACAGGUGAGAAGAGUCGCAACUGCACGUACCUACAUGUACAGGUUCAUCCCUUACUGUUUAGGUACAGUCGCAGGAGGAGAAACCCUGGACGCUUCCCACCGGAUUCACUCAUGGAUCUCACCCUAGACUUACCCUGCAGAUGCCCUCGCUGUGGCCAGGGCAUCUUCAAAAUGAAUAGCAACUGGAAUAGGACCAAGCUGCUCGGAGUGCUGAUUUUAGCCAAUUUCCUCAUCUACAUCGUGGUGGAAGUGUCCCUAAGCUACGGGAAGGAGCAGGUCAUCUCCAAGCGGGAGAAAAUGAUGCCCAAAGUGUUCUGGAAGAUGACAAAAGUCAGUAAGGCGUUCUGGAAUCGGGAGCAGGAGCGUUUGGACGACAUCUACUACCUGCCCCUUGCGAAUGGCAGCGAGCUUCCUCGUGACUUUCAGGGAAUCCCGUAUUGGCUGAAUCGCACAAGUCCGUGCCGGCCAAACGACAGAGUGCUGACACAGAUUGAAGACUUCAGUUCCCUACCACAGCGAUUCCAGGAUUUCCUAUUGUACAUGGGAUGUAGGACGUACCCGUUGAUAACGGAUGCACCCAAAGUGUGUUUGGAACCGCCGUACCUUUUGCUUGUGAUAAAGUCCAUUGCGCCACAUUUUGACCGACGGCAGGCCAUCCGGGAAUCAUGGGGUCGCGCUGGUGUCCUCGACGGCCGGCGCAUCGCCACGGUCUUCCUACUUGGGAACACGACUGCGACGGACCACUUCCCGGACUUGUCGGAUAUGGUCAAGCACGAAUCAGCGUUGUACGGCGACGUUGUGCAAUGGGAUUACCGGGACUCGUUCUUCAAUCUCACCUUGAAAGAAAUCCUUUUUUUGGAGUGGUUUGGGACACGUUGCGCUUCUGCUCAAUUCGUCUUCAAAGGCGAUGAUGACGUUUUCGUCAACACGCACCAUAUUCUGACCUACCUAGGCAACUUUUCGAUGUCCAGCACAAAGGAUCUGUUUAUUGGUGACGUGAUCACUAAUGCCGGCCCACACCGGAGCAAAAACCUCAAGUAUUAUAUCCCUGAAAGUGUGUUUCUGGGGGGUUACCCUCCAUACGCGGGUGGCGGAGGCUACCUGUAUUCAGGAAAUUUGGGACUGCGAUUAAGAAAGAUCUCUCGUGUGGUCAUGUUGUACCCGAUUGACGACGUGUUCACGGGGAUGUGUCUGCAGAGACUGGGACUGGUACCGGAGAAACACGUGGGCUUCAAGACCUUUGACAUUGAGCAGAAGAACAGAGAGAAUCCAUGUGCUUACAAAAGUUUGAUUCUGGUCCAUCCCAGGAGCCCACAGGACAUGAUAAAGAUCUGGUCUUGGAUAAAUGACCCUAAAGUGAACUGUACCACUGUGUCUACACCGGACACGAAAGGCACUAAGCGACGUGGCAAAAGCUAAUAGAGCUCAUUAUAAUCAGUAAUGCUGUCUACACCGAAGAGACAACGACUGUAUACUGAUGUCCCGUUCUAUUGCUGACGUACUCCACACAUGCUAACUCUUUUACUUUGACACGUUCAGUGUAGACAGUGUCAAGUUGUUACAGUGCGACACAGCGGUCAUGCAAGAAAUUGCAUUCGCAACCCGUCUAACUUUCGGAACGGCAUGUAUUCAAAGUUUAAAAAAACAAGUAGGACGGGGUUUAAAAGUGAGAGGGACUCAGUGAUGCCACCUGAAAGGGACUUUGUUUCAGGGGUGGAGCAAGUUAUAUUUAAAAGUUUCCCUGUGGUGAAAAUCAAGCUUUUAAUUUUGUUUAAAUGCCUAUGUGGUGUUUUUAAUAUGCUUUAAGACAAACCAUGUGUAAAUUCAUUGCUGAGUAUUUUCUGCUUAAAACUGCAGUGAACCAAAGACAGUCUCAAAAACACAGUUUGAAAUCGCUGGUGUUUCUGACGUCACACACUACCUUGUAACCAAUCAGAUCAACGUGUGAUCGUCAACGAGUGGAUCUCUGAGCUGCUGUGAGUGAGUGGAGGCAGGGCUCAAUUGCAUAUUCAUAGAACCGCCUAUACUAAAUGAAGCAACAGAAGAGUUACAUUCAAGAUAUUUAAAGGCAUGAUAAAAAAAAAUCAAGGAAAAAACGCUUCCAAUAUGUAAUUUUGGUGAUCAAAGAUUAGUUUUAAGAGAUACAAUUAUUGACUACAGGGGGACUUUAAAGAAAGUCCAAGUUUCAUUGGAAUAAUGUGAACCGAUGAAUCGUUCACAAUGAGACCAGGAAGUGUAUUAAAAAAGACAUCGUGCAUUAAACGUCUCAGAGGGAUUGUGCUGCAUUUACACAGUUCCUGCCUUUAUUUACGCACAAUUACUAAAAUAUGAUGCAUUGUGAAAAAUCAGAGUGUAUUUUUUCAUAACUAGAAUGAGCUAAAG